Molecule: messenger RNA, 860 nt
Organism: Oxyura jamaicensis (ruddy duck)
Lineage: Eukaryota; Metazoa; Chordata; Aves; Anseriformes; Anatidae
Gene: MORN5
Product: MORN repeat containing 5
Exons: 4
Coding region: 70-564 (164 amino acids)
Source: RefSeq, a predicted model, not a curated record
CGCGGGAGGAGGGGCUCGGGGCAGCCCCGGCGGCGGCGGUGUCGCCAUGGCGACAACGGAGGCGCCGCCAUGGAGGUGACGGGCGGGCGGUACUGCGGCGGCACCGUGCGCGGCAGGAUGGAGGGCCGGGGCUCCUACACGCUGCCCACCGGCACCGAGUACCGGGGCGAGCUGAAGGACGGGAUGUUUCACGGCGAGGGCGUGCUGCUCUUCCCCGGCGGCGGCAGAUACCAGGCGGUCUGGCACCGCGGGGUGCCCACUGAGGGGACAUACACUUUCGCAGAUGGGCUCGAGUACAAGGACGAGAACUGGCAUUACUGCGACGGCUACGACAGGAGGUUUUACACAGAAAUCUGCUCCGGCCUCAAGCCCGCAGGCAUUUCUCAGCUUACAAAUCUAGAUCCUCCUAGAAAAAUCCCAGCAGGAUGUUACGACUGUGGUGAUGGAUUCUAUAACCCUGAAACCAGAAUUGUCGUUGACUACAAACUGAGGUUUCUGAGAAACGCAGGUAUGAUUAACUUCUGCAAGGUAAAUUUCAGUAAGCGUAUUUGUCGUAUCUUCUAGGAUGUGUGAUUAAAACUGAAGUUUUUUUUAAAGUCCAUGAUUGGGUCCUGUUAUCACUGAGCUAAAAUAUUUCUUAGGUUUUAAUUUCAUCAGCUAUUUAUGUAUCCCCAGAGUUGUACAAAUCAUAUUUUGCAAAAUUACAGUGAAGUAAUACCUAAAGUUUAUUACCACUGAAUAUCUUAAUCUCAGGAAAAUCAAUUCCUUCCAUUACAAUCUCAAGCAAAGGAACGGUACUGAGAUGUACAUCAUUGAUCCUGAAAACUAAUAAACUCUGUUGCGAUCAGCAAAGAGCUUAA